This is a messenger RNA of Penicillium soppii, 1206 nucleotides long. RefSeq names its product pepsin-like aspartic protease. The coding region runs from base 1 to 1206 and encodes 401 amino acids. Gene Ontology annotation, biological process: proteolysis. The transcript has 2 exons. NCBI's taxonomy places the organism in Eukaryota, Fungi, Ascomycota, Eurotiomycetes, Eurotiales, Aspergillaceae. The record is from RefSeq and is a predicted model, not a curated record. Gene Ontology annotation, molecular function: aspartic-type endopeptidase activity.
AUGCGCAUGGUGAUCGACACCGGAAGCAGUGAUCUAUGGACGAAUACACCAAAUUCCACCUUCUGUGAAAACACACAAAAUGGCUGCAGCAUAUCUGGUACUUACGAUUCGAGCUCCUCCUCCUCAUACGCCUAUGUGAAUUCGGACUUCAAUAUCACUUAUGCCGAUGGGUCCGGUGCCGCCGGUGAUUAUGUCACCGAUACUCUCACCAUUGGAGGCACAACUAUCAAGGAUUUCCAGUUUGGAAUUGGAUUUACCUCUGCAUCUGCAGAGGGCGUGCUCGGAAUAGGAUAUACUGCAAAUGAAGUCCAGGUGGGCACCAAUGGCGAGUCAGCAUAUGCCAACCUGCCCAAGGCCAUGGUCAACAAAGGUUUAAUUCAAUCAAACGCCUAUAGUCUCUGGCUGAAUGACCUGGAUGCAAACACAGGGUCAAUUCUGUUUGGUGGAGUCAACACUAAGAAGUACCACGGCACACUGCAAACCGUCCCCAUUCAGAAAGUUGGAGGCCAGUACGCGGAGUUCAUCAUCGCACUUACUGGAGUUUCUCUUAGCAACUCCUCGGGUACAACCACCUACUCGAAUUCCAUCCCAGCAGGUGUCCUCCUCGACUCAGGAAGUUCUCUCACCUACCUCCCGGACGCCGUGGUAAGCGACAUCUACAACGACCUCGGCGUAACGUACGAGUCCCAAAGCGGCAUUGGUUACAUCGAAUGUAGCAUGGGUACCAAGGAUACCAACAUCAGCUACACAUUCUCCUCGCCGACCAUCAACGUCGGACUGAACGAGCUAGUCAUCGAUGUUGGCGACCUCUAUUUCCGCAACGGCGAAAAGGCCUGCGUCUUCGGCAUCGUGCCCGCAGGUAGCAGUACUUCUGUUCUGGGCGAUACCUUCCUCCGCAGUGCAUAUGUCGUCUACGACCUAGCCAACAACGAGAUCUCCCUCGCAAAUACCAACUUCAACUCGACCGGCAACGAUAUCUCCGAGAUCGGUACCGGUACUGAUUCUGUGCCUGGUGCUACUGCUGUCUCGAAUCCGGUGACUACCGCCCCAGUUGGUGGCACUGCUGCUCGUAUUGGUGGUAUUGGAGGGUCGGGUAUCUACACCUCAGCUUCUGCGACUGGCAACAUGGCUAUACCUAAGGCCACUGCCAUGCCGAGACAUCUAGCUCUCGGCCUUGCUGGUGCUGGAGCGUUUUUGGUUCUGUGA